Rhizophagus irregularis DAOM 181602=DAOM 197198 is the source of this 1255-nucleotide messenger RNA. NCBI's taxonomy places the organism in Eukaryota, Fungi, Glomeromycota, Glomeromycetes, Glomerales, Glomeraceae. The record is from RefSeq and is a predicted model, not a curated record.
UGUAACAAAAUGCAAAGGGUAUAUAAAGUCCCAAAUUACAUAUUCGUGCAAACAUACUUCACUACUUUUUAAAAAUUUGCCAAAAUGCCGCUUAACACCUACAAUCCAAAUCGACUUAAAGUUCAAUUAAAAUUGGCGAUUAAUCGACUUAAACUUUUGCAACAGAAGAAAAACUCAAUCAAUAAACAGCAACGUAAAGAAAUUGCCAAUUUAUUAGAAAAUUCAAAGACGGAAAGUGCUAAAAUACGGGUUGAAGGAAUCAUUCGAGAAGACUAUUUUAUCGAAGCACUGGAAAUUCUUGAACUUUAUUGUGAUCUCCUCAUGGCUCGUUUUGGACUUAUUGAGCAAAUAAAACAUUGUGAUCCGACAAUAAGUGAAGCUGUAAAUACAUUGAUUUAUGCCGCACCUAGAUCGGAGAUAAAGGAAUUAGGACAGGUACGCGACCAAUUGAUUGGUAAAUAUGGAAAAGAGUUUGCUUUGAAUGCGAUUGAUAAUAAAGAUGAUUGUGUUAAUGAAAGGAUUAUACAGAAACUUAUGUUUAGUACACCAGAUCCAUUUUUGGUAAAUCGAUAUCUUGAGGAAAUUGCUAAAACAUAUAAUGUAAAUUGGAAAGCAGACGAUAUAGAUUUGAUUUCGGCGGAUUUGUCGUCGAAUUCACAAGUUAAGAAUAAUAAAUCGAGUUCAGAACCUACGUAUACUGCAUUACCAGAUAUGGAUUUAUUGAUGUCGUUAAAUAAUGAUGCAAAAGGUGAAAGCAACCAGUCGGUAAGCGGACGAGAAUGAAGAAUGUGACGUCCUUCAUCCAGCUUCUUUCGAUCUAAUAGUAUAUUGAAUUACUAUUUUUCAAAGACAUCAACACCAAAUUCCGCAUCAAUUUUGGACAAUUCAGAUAAUAUACUUCCAGAUGUUCCAAUCGGUCCACCUAAGAAUCAUUCAAAAAAUAGUCUUGGUGCCCCUCCGUCGCCCAUUUUACCUCCUGCAAAUCAAUCAGAUGAAGAUAAAGAUAUCGUUAAUCCACCUCCUUAUUCAAAAUUGGACAACAAUAACGAAAAGCCAAGUUCAGGUAAUUCUAAAAUGACAACUGAUGAAGAUGAUGAGUUAAUUAGAAGGUUUGAAGCUUUAAAGAAGAGAUAGUUAAAAUUAUUUAUAAUUAGUUUAUUGACUUGAUUUUAGCCUUGUACAAGUUAAUCUUUCUAUUAAUUAUCAUAAUUAUAGAUAUUAUUUAUAAAUUAUUUUACUUUAUAUUAGUUUUAUU